Messenger RNA from Aspergillus viridinutans, 606 nucleotides. RefSeq names its product putative Rho-like small GTPase. Gene Ontology annotation, biological process: small GTPase-mediated signal transduction. NCBI's taxonomy places the organism in Eukaryota, Fungi, Ascomycota, Eurotiomycetes, Eurotiales, Aspergillaceae. The record is from RefSeq and is a predicted model, not a curated record. Gene Ontology annotation, molecular function: GTP binding; GTPase activity. The transcript is spliced from 4 exons. Bases 1 to 606 code for a protein of 201 amino acids.
AUGGAAGGUCCUCAAGAUAAAGAAGUGGUGACCAUCUUGGUGCUGGGAGACCCAGGAUGCGGGAAGUCCACGUUUCUAUCCGCCAUAAAAAACAUCCAAGCAAGACCCAGAGAUGAAACCAAUCACGGGCCAAGGAGGCAAAUGGACCUGCUGCGAGAUAGUGAUCAGCCACUCCUCUUCGACAUCCAUUUCUCAAAGAAGUCGUUUACGCUUGAGCUGUAUGACACCGCAAGCCCGAACCAGCACUGGUCAACCCUGAAGCCGGACGUGGUACUCCUGGCAUUCGACAUCUCGAACCGGGAGACGCUGGAUGGGCUCAAGAAGUGGCGCCACGAUGUGAUACGGUAUUUCCAGCGUGGUAUCGGGGAGCGUAUACCAGUCAUGAUGGUGGGUUUGAAGAGGGACCUUCGAAAAGAGGGCGAGGGCGUCAUCUACCCGCAAGAACCGUACCGCAUUGCGCAAGAGCUACGCUGUGAUCGAUAUGCGGAGUGUUCCGCUGUCACUGGGGAACUUAUGGCUGAGACGUUUGAGGAUCUGGCCAGACUGGCGGGUAUGACAACGACAGAGGCUGGGGCCCAAACCGAGGGAGGCUGCGUGGUCUGCUAG